Molecule: messenger RNA, 5645 nt
Organism: Pomacea canaliculata
Lineage: Eukaryota; Metazoa; Mollusca; Gastropoda; Architaenioglossa; Ampullariidae
Product: lysine-specific histone demethylase 1B-like
Molecular function (GO): oxidoreductase activity; zinc ion binding; protein binding
Source: RefSeq, a predicted model, not a curated record
CGAAAGGACAACAUCCGCUAGGGGCGGCAACUCAAGCCGCUGUUUCCGAUGCAGACCAACAGCUCGGCCCUCACUCAAUCCACACCACAGACCAGUGUGAAGUCCAUGGAGCAAUUUCAUAUAUAAGCCAUGCAAGAAAAAUGUUAUUCCCAUUUAUAACUGUUUAAAAACGAGAGAUUAGCCAAAUAUCUUGAUUUUAUUUUGAAAUGAUUGGUGCAUAUUAUUGACAUGCUGCGGGAUCAUUGACUCCUCAGUUUCAUUCAGUAAACAACUCGGUUCCAGCAUGACUGCAGUGAAGAGGUCAUUGAGAGGAGUCAAGAUAAAUAAGCGGUACUGUGAUAAUGCUGGAGAAGGUGAAGAUGCAAAAUUACCUCGAAAACGAUGUGAAAGACAGAGCUGCCCUGCAGAAGUGCCUCUCUGUUUUGCCAGGGUAUCAGACAAGUGUGCAGGCAGCAAGUGGACUUCACGAUGGUACCAUAUCACAGCAGCAGAACAUUUUUGUAAUGAAUGUUUUGAGUACUUCUAUCGGAGUCAUAAGCAUGGCUAUCAGGUGUUUGAAGAAUGGAAGAGAGAGUGGUCAACUUAUGGGUGCACAGAUGCUGGCUUAAAGAAAUUCAUGACUGACUGUUUGGUACCAUACUGGGUCCAAUGCACAGUACCAGAAUGCAAGAAAUGGCGGCAGCUAUCAAAAGACUUGGAUUUAAAGCCAUCUUUUAUCGACAAAUAUGUUUGUGGAAUGACUGGAGCUGGUGUGAAGAAAGGCAACCAAAAAGAUGCUUGCCAUAAUCCAGAGGAUGAGCGUGUAGAAUAUGUCAAAGAGGAACUAUGGCUUCGGCAGGCAACAAUACCUCCAUAUUUGAAAAACUCCCCUGCAGCACCCAUGCUGAUGGGAUACUAUCCUGACGGGGUUGGGAUCAGUGCCACAGAUCCUGUCAUGCAGACCAAGAAAUCAAAGCCAACCGUUAAUCCAUGUUGUGAGUUUCUUCGGCCAUUUUUGCAUUCGGAACGCCGAGAACUUGCUGGAAUGGUUCGCCCUGACAUGAUGACAGAGAGUGAGAUCUCUGCAUUCCCUUUACUGGCCCAGGAACAGCCCUUCAUGUACCUAGCCAUACGGAAUCUGGUUAUGGCCAUCUGGGCUCUUGAUAUUAAGGAAUGGGUGACACGAGAACAGUGUGCACGCCAACUUAUCUGCAGAGGUUUAAAUCGUGCCUGCUGCGUCCUGUUUCUGGACCCUAUUCUAGCCUACCUUACAUCCAGGGGACUCAUUAAUGUUGGGCUUGUGGCACCUCCUACAUACCUCCAUAUCCCAAGUUCUGUCCAGUGCAAAGUGCUGGUCAUUGGAGCAGGAGCUAGCGGGCUGGCAGCAGCACAGAGACUCUCUCACUUUGGGUUUAAGGUCAAAGUUUUAGAAAGCAAAAGUAGAAUUGGAGGUCGUGUGUGGGAUGAAGAUCAUAAUGGAGUCCCAUUUGCCCAUGGGGCCACUCUGCUGGCAGGAUCUGUCAAUAACCCAAUGGCUCUUAUUGCAUAUCAGAGUGACCAGCCAGUCCAUAAGGUCACUGACCGAUGUCAUCUUGUUUUGGACUCUGGAAGACUAGUUGAUCCUGUAAGAGAAAAGCGCCUGGAAUUCCAUUUCAAUGCUAUGUUGGAUGCUGUAGCACAGUGGCGAGAGCUUGGCAAGCCAGACAGGAGUUUGUUGGAUUUAAAGGAUGUUGUGCUAAAAGUAGUUUUAAGAAUGUUUACUGAACUCCAUCAAGAAUUUGUGGAAGAAACACAAUUGGUCUUUACAGAGGAGGAGCAGCAGAUACUUCAGUUUCACCUGGCAUCACUGGAAUAUCGGGGCUGCCCUCUUCACAAACUAUCAGCCCGAAGUUGGGACCAGAAUGAGGCCAUGCCCCAGUUCGGUGACCCCAUCUGCUGCUGCCAGGAGGUUUCAGUCCCCUUCUACAUAGCUUGGCAAACAACAUUGAUAUUUCUUUCAACACCCGUGUGCACUGUGGACUACAGCAAGAAUAAGAUUAUGGUCAAAACAGACUCUGGAGAGUCACAUACUGCUGACAAGGUAAUUAUUACAGUCCCAUUGGCAGUUUUGAAGUCAGGGGGAAUUACUUUCACACCUCAACUACCUGACAGUAAAAAAAAGGCCAUCGCCAUGCUUGGAGUGGGAAAAGUAGAAAAGGUCAUUCUUCAGUUUUCUGAGAACUUCUGGCAGGGUAAAGUUAAAGGGGAUGAUUUUUUUGGUCGUGUCCCUCAAGAUGCAUCUCAGCGAGGACUCUUCAAUCUCUUUUACACUGUGCCUGCCAAAAAGUCAGGUGCCAGAAACGUGCAUAUCCUUGUCACUCACAUUGUUGGUGAGGCACUCGGUGUCAUAUGUGGCAAAUCUGAGGAUGAGAUCAAGGAUAUGUGCCUUGAAACACUCUGUAGAAUUUUUCGCAGAAAGGUGCCAAACCCUGUCAGCUGGGCAGUAACAUCAUGGCAUAGGGAUCCUGACAUUAAAAUGGCCCAGACUUUUCUCCCUGUGGGAGUUGAUGGACAAGCACUAGACACAAUGGCAGAGGCUGUUGCAGACAAACUAUUUUUUGCAGGAGAGGCAACCUGUCGGCAGUUUCCACAGUCUGUGGCUGGAGCAUACAUCAGUGGCAUACGAGAAGCCAGCAAAAUAAUUGACAGCUUUGUUGACGACAUUGAACCCAACUCCUCCUUCACAGAGUUCAAUAAUGGGAUAAACAACCAAAUGGUUGAACUCAGGUGCCACCUACUCCUAGCAUUAGCUUGGUCUGGUGAUAGACCACUGUUUAUUUCAUUAUCAUGCAUGCCAGCACAUCUUCAUCACAACCAUGUGUACUGUUCACUUACUAACACAUCUUCAUUUAAACAUUUGACAUCAAAUGGUCUAUUGGCUCUGCAAUUUAUGAGUUUGAUAGCACUGAGAUAAAGAAGGGGUGUCGAGUCAAACUCACUGUCAAACAGAAUCCAUCUUACAGUCAGCAUAAGAGGGUAUGUUAAAUUAUGUCCUGUGGACAUCUAUCUUCGUUCUUUUCACAUAUUUUAAGUGACUUCAAUAAUUCAGUAUCCAAUAAAUUCAUAGACUCUGGCAAAAGCCUAAAAUCCCUUAAAUACUCAUUAUGUACUUAUAAGUGCCGUCAUGUUUCCACUGGUUUCCCAAUUUUCCCAUAAACUGUCAUCCAUUGUUAAAUCAACCAAGUUUAUUGACACAAGCAUCAGAGGUUAUUUUUUCAGUAGAACUGUGAGACUGCGCAUGAUAGUGUGUGUGUUAUAGAUACCACCUAACUUCUGGUAAGAUGCCAUAGAGGUUAGGAGUUUGUUAUAGCACUGAUCUCAUGAGCUUAUUAAAUCUUUUGUGAAGGAUAUGCUGUGCUGUGUCUUGUUGCAACCUUUUAAAAACUGUUGUGAAAAGCUCUCAUGCCUCUUAAAUUUGAUCAUGUCUCAUUUUUACACAUGCUUCAGUCCAGAAGAAACGUUUGGUUCCAGAGCCAUUAAAAGGGGAGGUUUCCUUUUAUGAUGCCUUUAACACUGUAAAUGUUCACUGCUGCAUUGACUGAAUGGAAAAGAGAAACUGUUAAAUGGAGAAGAGAAACUGGGAAAUGUAGAGGGUUAAAAAGACAGUGUAAAGAUGUGCACUCAUAUGGAACUUGUGAUAAUGAAAGCAGUUCAAAUGGCCUGUUAUAUUAAAUUCCAGGUGUACAGAAGGAAAGAGAACUGCUAUAUUGGCUGGAAUUUUCUAUCAGGCUGCGAUUACCAUUGGCAGAAAACAUUUUGAAUAGAGUUUUUAUGAUGAUUUUAUUUUUUGAACAGCUUGAGUUUGCCAUGACAUUAUAAUAUGAAAUUACUCUCCUGUAGACGUUUACAUAGAUGAAAGAAAAUAGCUAAAAAUAGAUGCAUUGACAACAUGUUUUUAUAGAAGUAUUUGGGAGAGUGUUUAAUAAAGACUUUUUAUCUUUAUUAUGAACUGAUAGGGAUGACUAUUGUAUUCUUACUGCAUACAUGCAAUUUAUACUCUUAGCAAAGAAGAGUUUUUCGUCAUAAAUUGCAAUCUUAUACUUUGUGAAGCUCCACUGAUUCAUAGUGCAUCUCAUUAUUCCUUAAAGUAUUGUGAUUGAAUUAUUGGCUUUUCAGAUGUUGAGGGUGUUGGGCGACUGUACAUGCUUUUUGAUGAAACAGAGGUCAUACACAUUCUUUUGAUGAAUUUUGCAAAUUUUUUACUACAGAUGAAUGAUAUAUGAUGUGAUAAACUGCUACAUCCCUUAAAAGGAUUUUCUAACCAAUUUUUAUAUUUUCUAUUUGUAAAUAGAAAGAGCUGCAAAUAAAUCACAUGGGUGGGCGUUGGGGUCUUUUGUACACGUUUCAGGAGGCUUAUGCAUGUUUGUUUUACUAGUCUUGUGCUCACAGUCAAAGCUAGUGUGUUGCAUUAAGAUGUUUCUGAUAGCAUUUUCAAAUUUUGAUUUUUGAAAUAUGCGAAGGCUUUGUAUGAUUUAGUAAGGUAAAUAAUUUUGUAAGGUACAUAAUAUUGCCUCAGAACAAUGCAAGGAAAAGAUGGAAUGACCACAGUACCUCAUGUAGAUGACUUAAUUGUUGUUUGGAUUUGUUUUGCUUUUCUUGGUGACAUUUUUUUCUGGUUUUGUUUGUUUAAUCAUGGGGUUGUAAGGAGAGGUUAGUUUUCUGUCUUUAAUUUUUUUUCACAACAUUCGCCUCUAUAAACUUUUCAUUUUGUUUUGGAUAUUUUUUGCAAACGUCAAUGCAGGGUGGACAAGCAAAAAUAAGGAAAGGUCCAUUGCAUGUUGUUCGGGGAUUUUUUUUUGUGGGGGAGGGGGAUUUGUAGUUGCUUUCAUGUCUGUAAUGGGUUUCACAUUUAGUAAUUGAUUUUGCAUUUUCCUUGUAUUAAAUUGGCCAGUACUUGAAAGUGACUAGUGAAGUUUGACUGGUUACCAUCAUAAAUAUCUCUAAAUUAGCUUGCUUAACAUCACUGUCAGCAUGUACCACUGGGUCUUAUCUGGUAUGCUGAUGCUUAGCAUUUGAGCUUUGAGGCAUGUAAAUCUUCUUGUCACCAUUUUCUUUUUCUUUUGAUUAGGUUGAUUUUCUGAGAUCACAUUGCAUGAAAUAUCGGGUUAACUGGCUAAUAAUCAGACAGAAAUGCCAUUUGGUUCCUUUAGACAGGCACUUGUUUAUGAAUGUUCUUAAUGUUGUGCUUGUUGACAUGAGCUGCAUCACAUUGGUGUAACAGGGAUCUGAUUUUUUUAUGCAAUGGUUUAAGUGUGACAGCUUUUGCCUAAGCAUCGUUUUGCAGUUUUCUUAUUUUUAACUACCGUCUUAAUACUUUUCUCUCAUUUCCUGACAGGUUAUUCUUGUGUUUGCUUGUGCUUUCCUCUUAGCAUCUUUUUCUCUUCUGCAUAUUUUGAGUAUCUUUUUCAAUCCUUCUUUUGCUUUGCUUGUUCUGAUACUGAUACUUCUUGAUCCCUAUUGCCUGCUGUUGGUUUUGGAGUGUUAUUUUUUUGUCUUUGUGUGCAUGUGUUUGAAAAUACUAUUUCAUGCAAGAAUUUGUUUUGCAGCAUUUUGUCUUUAGUUACUAACAUAAGAUUUCUGUUCAUCACCCAUAUGAUCAAGAAAAUAAACUUUAACAAAGCCUUUCA